Messenger RNA from Lodderomyces beijingensis, 3789 nucleotides. Lineage: Eukaryota; Fungi; Ascomycota; Pichiomycetes; Serinales; Debaryomycetaceae. The record is from the annotation of a GenBank genome assembly.
AUGCAAGAUGAAGCUUCGAAUGGCGUCGACGAUAAGCUCUACGGUUAUAUCCUCAAAGUUGUCCUUUUGGAGUAUGCCAAUGAGGUGAGGUUCCGCACAUCGAUUAUAUCAGCGGCUGAUCGCAAACGGUUAUCUACUUAUUCUAGGCCAAGUGCUCCGUCCGAGUCGAUAUUGCCUGCGUAUGUCGUCAAGGCGUUGAAAGCCAAGCUUCAGGAUGUCAUGACCAAGAAAAACAACAGUGUGGAUGAAAAAACCAGACGAACAUUGCUACGGCUCUAUGGAGACCUUCUAGAUACUAAAAACGAGGCUGAUUCAAGAAACAUCGACUUCUUGAUUGCCAAAUUUGCGUCUUAUGCCAAUCAGGAGUUGAAGAAGAUUGGAGUCACCAAUGAAGAAGAAGUGUCCGCGGGGGUGUUUGAGCAGACGACCCAGUUCAUCGAUAUGAUCAUUGUGAUGUUGAAAACCAAAAAGGAUGCAGAUCAAGGACUUGUGCUCAAAUUGCAUGAACACAAGGAUGGAUUCAAAGGACGCAAAGUCAAAGCUGAGCUGAAGGAGGCGCUCAAGUUCCCAACAAAGUCGUAUCGUCUCGAAGACAUGAACAAUAUGCUUGUUCAAAUCGUGUUGGAUACGUUUAAAGUCAACAAGAUCAAGAUGCAGGCAGAUGUGUUCAAGUAUAAGGAUUUUGCGUUGCCGCAUCUUUUGCACGAAGAUGUUGACAAGUUUUUUGAAUUGGAAAAGGAAAAGGAAAAGGAAAAGGAAAAAAAAAAGGAAAACGACAUUUCUGGAAAAGAAAACUCGUCAGGGGAAGCUUUGAAAUUGUAUAACGAAAGGCAACUUCGAAUGAAAUCCCAGGUCAAAGCCAGAUACAAGCUUACUCCGGGCUUGAAAAAUUCACCAACAUCACUCCCUUUAGAAGAGCAGUUCUACACCAUUCCGCGAAUAAGCGAAAUACGCAGUCUCUACGUGCGACUAACUGAAAAAAUCUUUGAAACACAACCCCCUAUAGUCCCGGGACCGAGUGCAAACAAAAUCAAAAUCAUCGAUCCGUCAAGAGAAGAUUUCUUAAACAUUGUUGGACGAAUCUGGUUAGUUGACUGCACAACAAGAGCUGCCGCAUUAUAUCAUGCUGGACAUGUAUGCAAUGCUCUUGCUUCUGAAGUGAAAGGGAGAGAAAGUCACGGUAUUUCUUUGGACGCGAGUGAUUGCAUGCUUCAAAAAUGCAGACACAUGGUUGAAGAAGGUGGACUCCAGUGGGAUGAAAAAAACAAAUUUUGGGGUGUCGAAGAGCAGGAAUCAUGGGGCGAAAGCUUGAUUUUGUCCUAUAACCAACUUUUUGUAUCCCUCAAAGACUGCUUCAACGAGAUCUUUAACGAGACCAACAAGCCCAGUUUUGGCCCUUAUUUGGAGUUUCUCGGAAUGCAUUUGGAAUCCGAUCCUUUAUUCCCCUUGGUCGAGUCCACGGAACUACCUAAAAAAUGGGAGAAACGAUUGACAAAGAAUUUAUUAAAACUUGCAAGCAGGCGGUAUGAAAGCUACCUUAAGCAAUUGCCCCGCGACGGCAACUUGGGGGUAUUGCAACUCUUGAAUAUAUGCGACGCCAUCGUUAGCGACAUCAAGAUGUUGCAAAAGAGAUACAAGCGUCCAUUUUUGGGGUUUUUAAACAUUGCCCACACUGUCGCUUCAAUAACCACGGGCAUGUUUGCCAGUGACGCCAAAAUGAUAUUCCAACAUAUCGAAUCUUAUUCAGCCAAGCGCGACGAACGAAUAGCGACUGCUGAUGCACUCGAAAUCUACCUGCUGCUACGUGAGAUUCGCAGUAUUUACUACCAAGUCACCUCAAGAAAAAACACUCAUUACGAGUUUGAUCUCGAGUCUUCAUUCUUUAAAUAUUUGAACGACUGGGUCGAAGAGUCAAAUGAAAAACUUCAAGGCGUGGUGGAAGAAGCGUUGAAAAAGGACGAUUUUCAGCCGCUCGAUAUCGAAGUCGACGAACGGAAAAAUAGUCGCGCUGUGCUAGACAUAGUCGCUAUAAUACGGCAAUAUCUCCUGGUGUUGAAUAAGCAGCAAUGGAGCAACGAAUACCAGUUGGCAAAGAUUUACACCAAACUCCUCAAGAGUGUCUCCAAUAGCGCGAUUUUGUAUGCCUUGCGGAUUUCUUCCAGACUAAAUACAGAGUUGCUUUUGUCGAAGACAAUUCAAGAAGAGCCGCAGGAGAAGUCAUCAAACUGGUUUAGCGAUGUGAAAAACGCCGUUAGCAACAUUCACACUUUUUCAAAAUCGCAGCCGGAGGUUGUCUUUAAUUUCGAACCUCAAACGUGCGUCGCGCUCAACAAUAUCGCUGCCAUGAUGGAGAAUCUCACUCGCCUUGAAGAUCUGAUUGACCCCGAAUCGGUUUCCAGAUCGGUGGCCGCCCACGAGCCCAAUGCUCGAAACAGCUACUUGAGCCACGUUUUCACAGUGCGCGUUGUUCGAGGCGAAAACCUUGCUUCGUCAAAGGAAUCGAGUUUUGGUAGAAUCAACCCCUACGUGGUGUUGGUGGAUGUAAAUAACAAAAAACAGAUUGGCCGGACGCGGACGAUUAAAAAAAACAUGGACCCCGACUGGGAUGAAGAGUUUGAAAUCACAAUCCCAGCAGAGUCUACUCUUGAGUUGUCUUGCAUUGUGUGGAGCGACAGUUUUGGGCAGCAGCAAGUGUGUGGUAAGGCCUUUUUUGACCUCAAUCCCAAAAAAUUCAAACAUAAUGGGAUCCCCGAGGAAAUCUCACUAAAUCUCGACAUUCUGGGGAAAUUGAUUCUUGAAGUGGCAGUUGAGAGUGAGACAACAGACGCCAUGUUUGUCAUGGGCAGAAGCUACAGGGCGUUGAAACGCGUUUUGGACCGAUCGAUUAAACUCAUGGUUGAAAAAUUCCAGGGUUUCAUUGGAAGCUGUUUCUCCAAAUCAAACUUAAAGACCAUCUGCGCCAAAGGUCAGCCGGCAAAAGCGGAUUUCGAGGCGUCGAUCGAAACUCUAUGCGAUUACCUCAAUAUGAACUUGAGCGUACUCAAGCAGUAUUUGAGGGACGACAUCUUUAUGGAAGUCAUGAUUGCAACUUGGAAAGAGGUGAUCAAGUGUGCUGACGACUUGCUAUUGCCAAAAUUGUCUCAAGCGAUUUUUUUUGAAAACAUUGACUCCAGCAGCUGGCAGCAAGCCAUGUCCUCAAAGAUUGCCAAUGUCUCGAUCACGACCAUGAACAUGUUUGGCUUUGAUAGUCCCUUGACUUCUGUAGAGAUUGAAACGGUCUUGAGGUGGCUCGACUUGCUCACGGAGUUUUUCCACAACGAUGGUAACGGACCACCUUUGCCCGAGUUGAAGACCAACCGGUACCAAUCUUUAUUGCUCAUCCCGGCAUUUUACGAUCAGCCCGAUGAUGUGCUCGUGGACGAGGUCGAGAAUUUGUCGUCUGCAUAUAUGCAAAUGUUGAUAAGCCGCAACAGCAGUUCCAACGGCGGCGGCGGCGGCGGCAGCGGCAAAGAAUACGACGGGUUUUUGAAAAGAGCAGGAAGUCUCUCACGAAGCAAAACGAUAUACGCCAACGCCACCGCAAAGACGCGGGCCCAGGCUGCAAAAGAAGACCAAGAAGCUGAUCCCUACGUCAGUCUGAUUUUGAAAGAAGACAUCAUCUUGCGAGUGUUGUUGGCUCGUGGCAGAAAGGACUUUGUUCGCACGCGAAUGAGUCAAAGGACCAAAAUCGCCUACAGCUUGGCCACGGAGCGGAUGGCAAAAUUAGCAGCAGAACGGUUCCAGCGUUGA